Messenger RNA from Linum tenue, 1472 nucleotides. NCBI's taxonomy places the organism in Eukaryota, Viridiplantae, Streptophyta, Magnoliopsida, Malpighiales, Linaceae. The record is from the annotation of a GenBank genome assembly.
UCUGAAGUUGGACGGCAACCGUUCGCCAAGCCCGCCACGUGCCGUUUCGGCGGGAGAUCGGAUUACUGUGACAUCGAAGGCGAUGUUCGGGUGGAUCCGGGCUCAGCGACGGUGUAUCAAGUUCUCCAUCCAACAAGCAGCGAUUUCAUCGCUAAAUCGACGGCGGCGAUGACCAACUACCAAAACAACAACAACGACAUCACUUCGCCGCCGCCGGCGGUGAAGCCCUACCCGCGAAACGGCGACGAGGCCGCCAUGGGACAAAUAAGGGAAUGGACGGUGAAAAUGGUGCCGGCAGACCAUCAGGACUUGCCGCUUUGUUCUUCUCGUCGAGUUCAUCAUGAUGAUUCUUCUCCGGCGCUCCUGUUCUCUCUGGGAGCCUAUUUCGGAAACUACUUCCACGCCUUCACCGACGUUCUGGUGUCGCUCUUCGUCACCGCGCGCCCCUUCGACCGGGGGCUCCAUCUCCUCGUCACCGACGGCCACCAUUUGCAGGUUGCCAAGUUUGCAACUAUGUGGCAGGCACUAUCCAGAUAUGAAGUGAUAGACAUCGACAAGGUUCAACCUGAUGGAAAAGCCCACUGCUUCUCAAGAGUUAUACUAGGCUUGAAAGGGCGAGACGGCAAAGAACUCAGCAUCAACACAUCGGAAACUCAAUAUACGAUGAAAGACUUCAAACAUUUCCUAAGAAGUGCUUAUUCUCUCAAUAAAACAGCCGCAAUCAAACUACAAACAGAAGACGAUAAGACGACAACAUUGGUGCCGCGACUUUUGAUAAUUUCUCGAGAGAAGACUCGGACGUUCACAAAUACGGAAGAGAUCGUGACGAUGGCUAGAGAGCUUGGGUACCAAGUAACGGUGACGGAACUCGACUCGAACGUGUCGAGAUCGGCGAGGCUCGCGAAUCGUGCCGACGUGAUGAUGGGAAUUCACGGAGCGGGACUUACCAACAUGGUUUUUCUUCCGGAGGAUGCGGUUGUGAUCCAGGUGGUUCCGUUUGCCGUGGACUGGUUUGCGACUAACUAUUUCGGAGAGCCGUCGAAGGGUAUGGAGGUGAGGUACUUGGAGUACAAGAUAGAGAGGGAGGAGAGCAGUUUGGUGAAGCAGUACCCGCCCGACGAUGUCGUUUUCACCGACCCGUCGUCGUUUCGAUGGGAGGAGUUCAGUCCCAUUUACAUGCUGAACCAGAAUGUGACGCUUAAUGUUACGAGGUUUAGACCUGUGUUAUUGGAAGCUUUAGAGCUGUUGCACCAAUGAUUGGGUUCAAGAAUCGUAGAUCAACAUUGAAGAAUAUGAGAAUGAAAAAGAGGCAGAAAAAUAUAGUACUACAAACAGAGUAUCAUGAUGUCUGAUUAUUGUUCUCCGGAUUCCUCCAGAUUUGAGCAUCCUCCCGGCGAAAAGGGGCACUUUCCUGUCAUCUUUAGCUGAUGAAAUGGUAUGCAAGUAGCGGUAACAUUCUAUGUAAAAUCCAU